UCCCAUUGGAACGAACAACAUUCAGACAGUACUAUGACAUCAUAUUUAUCUCCUAUAAAUUUGCUAGUAAUUACAUUAUGGUACUUAAGACAUUACCAUUCUGAACGCUAUAUUGCUACAAAAGUGAAUUUGAUACAAAAAGUAGUGAAUUAUUUCUUAUCAUCGACUCUGAAUAUCUUACAUUCCUAUGUAUAUCCGGCAUUAAUUUCACUACUUGAUGAUCUAGCGAGCAGAAUAACAUCACAUGGACCAGAACAACAACAUAAAUUAAUCGUUGAUUCGACUUUUAUUGCAAUACCUGAGCUUUAUGAUUCAGAAGAACGUAAAACAUAUUAUCAUGCGAAAAAUUCAACAAAUUAUGCAUUAAAAGUACAAAUAGCUUGCAAUUUUCAUCAUCGAAUUGUUCAUGUAUCGAAAUGUUAUCAUGGGAGUGUACAGGACAUUACAAUUGUAAGAGAUUCGGGUCUAUUAGAACAUGUAAACGACUCUGUACAAAUUAUUGCAGACAAAGGAUACAUCGAUGAAGAAAAUGUAGUUACUCCAAGAAAAAGACCUUAUCGACGUGAAUUAACAGAUGAAGAUAAAGAUUUUAAUCGCGAUAUUAAUAGUGCAAUAGCAGCUAUUGAAAAUAUUAAUCAAUGUCUUAAAGGUUAUGCUAUUAUUGGUAACGUUUAUAGAGGCGCUAUUGAUAACAUCCAUGAAACAACACAAAUUGUACAAGUCGCUGCGUUCUGUGACCGUUCGUCUCGACAUGGGAUAGUUGUCAUUCUGUAA
This is a messenger RNA of Rotaria sp. Silwood1, 774 nucleotides long. The record is from the annotation of a GenBank genome assembly. Lineage: Eukaryota; Metazoa; Rotifera; Eurotatoria; Philodinida; Philodinidae.